AAUUUAUUGUGAUGCCAUUCGGAUUAACGAAUGCCCCAGCGGCAUUCAUGGAUCUCAUGCAUAGGGUGUUCCAGCCCUACCUAGAUCAGUUCGUUGUGGUCUUUGUUGAUGACAUACUGAUCUACUCCAAGUCUGAGGAGGAGCAUGAAGGUCACUUGAGGGUUGUUCUCCAGAUCUUGAGAGACCACCAGUUGUAUGCCAAGUUCAGCAAGUGUGAAUUUUGGCUUACGGAGGUAAAAUUUUUGGGACACGUGGUGUCAGCUUCGGGUGUGUCAGUUGAUCCGGAGAAGGUUGAGGCAGUUAUGAGUUGGGAGAGGCCGAAGUCAGUCUUUGAGAUACGUAGUUUCUUAGGAUUGGCAGGGUACUACCGGAGGUUCAUCAAGGACUUCUCUCGACUAGCCGCACCUAUGACCAAAUUGACCAGGAAAGAGGUCAAGUUUCAGUGGGAUGAAUCGUGUGAGAGAGCAUUUCAAGAGUUAAAGAAGAGACUUACUUCAGCUCCGAUUUUGAUAGUUCCGGAGAGGGGACAGAGGUACACAGUGUAUUGUGAUGCCUCCAAAGACAGACUUGGGUGUGUUUUGAUGCAGUCUGGGAGGGUGGUAGCUUAUGGUUCUAGACAGUUGAAGAGCCACGAGCAGAACUACCCCACACAUGACUUGGAGUUAGCGGCUAUUGUCUUUGCCUUGAAGGCAUGGCGCCACUAUCUAUAUGGAGAACAGUUUGAGAUAUUUUCGGACCAUAAAAGUCUGAAGUACAUUUUCACGCAGCGGGACCUCAAUAUGAGACAGCGCAGGUGGAUGGAGUACCUAGAGGACUAUGACUUCACUUUGCAUUACCAUCCCGGUAAGGCAAAUGUGGUGGCUGAUGCACUGAGUCGAAAGUCACGGGGAGUUUUGGCCAGUAUAGCUUCCCAGGAGUGGCUGAUGCUUGAGACUGUUGGACAGUUCAGGCUACACUACAGAGGUCAGACUCGUGGCACUUUGGGGAGUCUAGCGGCUACGCCUUCCCUACUAAGCAGAGUGAUCGAGUCCCAGGGCCAGGAUACAGAGAUAUUGUCUAUUAGGGAUCGCGUACAGUCGGGUACAGGUGACGAGGGCUGGGCCGUUCACGCGGAUGGUAGUCUUCGGUUCAGGGGAAGGGUUGUGGUUCCCCAAUCUGCAGAUCUGAGAGAGGAGAUCCUUAGGGAGUUUCAUUGCUCCCGUUUUGCUGUGCAUCCAGGUAGUACAAAGAUGUACCAUGAUCUUCGCCGCCAAUACUAUUGGAAUGGGAUGAAGAAGCACGUUGGAGAUUUUGUUAGUCGAUGUCUCACAUGUCAGCAGGUCAAGGCUGAACAUCAGAGACCAGCAGGGUUGCUCCAACCUUUGGAGGUGGCUGAGUGGAAGUGGGAGCACGUCACGAUGGAUUUUGUGACUCACUUGCCACGGACAUCGCGAGGGCAUGACGUAUGACCUUCACACUGGAGGAUUUUUGUAGACUGUACAUACGGGAGAUAGUUCGAUUACAUGGGGUGCCCGUAUCUAUAGUAUCCGAUCGGGACCCUAGGUUUACGGCCCAUUUUUGGGAGAGUUUUCAGCAGGCCAUGGGAACACAGUUGAUGAUGAGUACCGCUUUUCAUCCCCAGACGGACGGUCAGUCAGAGAGGACUAUCCAGACCUUAGAAGACAUGCUACGGGCAUGCAUCCUUGAUUUCAAGGGUGGCUGGGAGGAGCAUUUACCAUUAGUAGAGUUCGCCUACAACAACAGUUAUCAGGCGAGUAUACAGAUGGCACCUUAUGAGGCACUUUAUGGGAGGCCGUGUCGUUCUCCGAUUUGCUGGACCGAGGUUGGAGAGAGACCCUCCACGGGUCCGAAUUUGAUUAGAGACACUUCAGAGAAGGUGGACUUGAUACGGAAACGUCUUAUCACGGCUCAGAGCCGGCAGAAGAGUUACGCUGACAGACGGCGACGACCUCUGGAGUUCGAGGUUGGAGAUCAUGUCUUCUUAAAGGUGAUGCCUAAGAGGGGAGUGGUCAGGUUCGGAAAGCGGGGAAAGCUGUUGCCGAGGUAUAUCGGGCCCUUCGAAAUACUUGAGAGGGUUGGUACAGUUGCCUAUCAGUUGGCAUUACCGCCUAGUCUAUCUGGUGUUCACGCGGUGUUCCAUGUUUCUAUGCUCCGAAAGUACACUCCAGAUCCUACACACGUGGUGGAUUGGGGUGAGCUAGUGGUUGAUGCAGAUGGAACCUUUGAGGAGGGACCAGUGCGUAUCAUGGACAGCCGAGAACAGGUUUUGCGGGGCAAGACUGUGAGGCUGGUAAAGGUGUUGUGGCAGCACCGUGGGAUGGAGGAGGAGACAUGGGAACGUGAGGACACUAUCCGAGCUACCUAUCCAUUUUUGUUCGAGAAUGGAGGUACAUCUCUUACAGUCAUAGAGUAUUUAAUAAUUUUUUUUUGCAUAUGCAUGUCGUUAUAUAUGCAUGUGGGUAUAAUUUCGGGGACGAAAUUCCCUAAAGGGGGAGAGAAUGUAAAACCCGAUAAAAAAAAUAAAAUAUAUUAUUAAUCCUAAUAAAAAUAAAAGGGUAAAAUAAUAAUUAAUUGUUAAAUUAUGGGUCAAAAACGUAAA
Molecule: messenger RNA, 2599 nt
Organism: Ilex paraguariensis (yerba mate)
Lineage: Eukaryota; Viridiplantae; Streptophyta; Magnoliopsida; Aquifoliales; Aquifoliaceae
Source: the annotation of a GenBank genome assembly